AUGACGUCCAAACCUGAUUUAUAUGCUGGUUAUAAUGAUUUCAAUCCAUUAUUAGACACAGAUGGUCUUAAAUAUGAUACAGAUUUACAAAAGGCGGUACUGAAAACUAGCCAUGGUCGAAGAGCCCCGCCGACCGCUCAAGCAGCAUCGACUCAAAAGGGUUCAUUAUUUUCAAAAAUGAAAAAUAUAUUUAAUCGUACAAAAAAUACCGGUGCAGUUCAAUCACCCGGUAGUUCAAUGGGUACAAAGCAAGGCACAGCACCAUCUCAACGAUUAGGAACAGCAUCGACAAGGCUAGCACAACAGCAACAACAACAACCGCCCGGUUCUGCUGCUAGAAUGCAAACGGGUGCAAGUCGACUCGGUGGUCAGCGGCCAACAACAGCUGUGCAAGGAGUAGGUUUUAAGACCGGUUCUAUCGAAUCUAGUAUUAGUUCAACAGGAACAAUAAUUCCAACACAGUUUCAAAACAAAGAAGAAACUAACGAAGAUCGAGCAAAACAAAUGGAAAAAAAAGUUAUUGAUUUUGUUGAAGAAAGUUGUAUUGCAUACGAAAAAGGUGAUAUCCAGGAGGCAUUACGAAAAGCUGAAGAGGCGAUGAGAAGCGAAAAAAAUUUAACUAGAUAUAAAGACGAACAAAAUUUGGGUGAAUCCGAUAUCAGUUUAACCGGUUUUGUAGUUUUGAAUUGUGCAAAUAUGUAUUCAAAGUGUGGAAUGAACACGGAAGCACUUAAUCAAUAUAAUAUUAUAUUAAAAAACAAGUUACUACCCGUUUCAAGUCGACUUCGUAUUAAUAUUGGCAAUAUAUAUCUGCACACAAAACAUCACGUAAAAGCGUUAAAGAUGUAUCGAAUGGCACUUGACCAAAUAUCCGAACAAAAUACCGAUAUCAAAUUUAAAGUACGUGAGAAUAUCGCAGCUGUUCAUAUUGAAAUGGGUCAAUAUAACGAAGCGGCACAAUGUUACGAGUCAAUUGUUCAAGAACGUCCAAAUUAUCGUAGCGGAUUCAAUUUAUUAUUAUGUUAUCAUACCUUGGGACAACGAGAAAAAACAAAGCGAGCAUUUACAGAUUUAUUAAAAAUUCCAUUUAUGUCAGCGGAUGAUGACAAUUAUCAAGCACCACUGGAGGACAAACAAGCAAAUUUAGUUAUGGAAGCUAUUCGCGAUGAUCGAUUAAGAACAUUUGAACGAAAGAGACGACGUUUUGCUGAACACAUCAUUGUUACAGCUGCAAAAAUUGUUGGCAGUAAUGUUGAUGGUGAUUUUGUAAUUGGAUACGAAUGGUGUAUAGAACAAGUUCGAAAUUCAACCUAUUUGGAACUCGCAAGUGGACUUGAGAUUCAAAAAGCCAUCGCUUAUUUACGUGAAAAUAAUUUUCAAAAAGCAAUAGCAACAUUAAAAGAAUUUGAAAAAGCAGAGGCAAAACUGGCUAGUGCAGCAUUAACAAAUAAAGGAAAUUGUUGUUUUGCACAAACUGAUUUGGAGAAAGCACGUUAUUAUUACGAAGAAGCAUUGAAUAUUGACGCUGGCUGUGUAGAGGCACUUCAUAAUCUUAUUUUAACAUUAAUGAGAUCAAAUCAAUAUCAACGUGUGAAAGACUUACUGCACAAAUACCAUACAAUACAACCAACAAAUGCACAAGUGUUCUGUUUAAUGGCAAAAGCCUUACAACAGUCCGAUGACAUCGACAAUGCAAAGAGCUGGUAUUUACAAGCGUUAAGCGCAUACCGCAUGGAUGGUCACUUACAGCGGAAAUUAGGCGAAUUGAUUGAUGAACAAGGCGAUAAAUCAGAUGCGUUUCAAUACUUCUAUGAUGCCUAUAGACAUAAUCCGACCGAUAUAGAGACCAUUCAAUGGCUAGCCUCAUAUUAUAUUGAAGCACAAUAUCCAGAGAAAGCUGUUGAGUUUUGUGAACAAGCAGCUUUAGUCAGACCCGGAGAAAUUAAAUGGCAUAUGAUGGUUGCUAGUUGUCAUAGAAGAAGCGGAGACUAUACGGCAGCAUUGGAAAAGUACAAAUGGAUUCAUAGUCAUUUUCCUGAUAAUACAGACUGCAUACAAUUUCUUAUUAAAAUCGCCGCGGAUCUUGGUUUACCAGAAGUGGAACAAUAUCAGAAUGAAUUGAAAAAAGUGAAUAAAAUGAAAGAAGUUCAAUUACAAAGGAAAACAAGUGCUGAAAAAAGUCAAAACAUUGUCAAAGGUCGAAAAAUAUCUUCUGAUGAUAAAAAUGCUGAAUCGCUUCGACCUGAAAACAAUAGUGGACCCUCAAGAGACGGUCGACAAUUGAGUGGAAAAACUCGAAAUAUUGAUUUAGAAAAUACUGAAGGCGUAUUUUCACAAAGAGAACCAAUAUCGGCACAAUUUGACCAACUACCCGAUAAUAUAACCAGUGAAAGACCUAGAACAGCUAUUAGCAAAAAAGAAAUGAAUCCUAUUGCGUUUGAUGACGACGAUAAUGCGGCUGAUUUACUUCCCGACUAA
Molecule: messenger RNA, 2478 nt
Organism: Didymodactylos carnosus
Lineage: Eukaryota; Metazoa; Rotifera; Eurotatoria; Philodinida; Philodinidae
Source: the annotation of a GenBank genome assembly